ACUGUGGCUCUUUGUCAGCCUGGCUACAGUGCUGAGAAGAAACCUGGGGUUGUUCUUAUUUUCCUCUAUUAGUGAUUAAUAAUAUGCAGUUCUGACACUACGAAUGGCUAUUUUAUAUGUUAUUAAAACCAUCUUUAAAGGCUAGGAAAAACUUUUCUCACUUAGUGGAGCACCACCUCCUUUCCAGUUUUUGUGAUGCCUGCUUUAGGGAGUGGAGCUGCGAGCUGUACCACUGCCUUCUUUUUCACUGGGGCAACAGUAUCAAGUGUCAUACGCAGCGAGGCUGCAGCACUAUCAAUAAGAUUAUUGACGUGUGUGGGAGUAAAAUUAAGCUACCAGAGGAAGUACCCUUACAACCAUGUGGGCCGCACAUUGUACCAGCCUCCAACCCCGGUCGCCUCCGAGACCCAGUAUUUCUUUGUGGAUGUGUCAACCCUGUCUAGCCAGGGUACAAACUACAAGCUCAGGGCCAGCCGUGUUGAAAGCUUCACCCUGCAGACAGACAAGAAAUUCAACUUCACUGCAUCACCAUCUCAGCCUCAGCUGCACUCAGGGACUAAAUGGCUUCUAGACUAGAGGAGGAUCUCUGCUGUCCCGUCUGUCAGAAUGUCUUUAAAGAUCCUGUCAUCCUGUCACACAGCCAUAGCUUCUGUAAAGACUGUCUGCAGAGCUGGUGGAGACAGAAACAAACACGCGAGUGUCCAGAAACAAACACGCGAGUGUCCAGAAACUUUCAUUACAGAGUGAACCACCCUAUAACCUGGUGUUGAAGAACCUGUGUGAGUCCUUCUUUCAGGAGAGAGCCCAGAGAGCUUCAGAGACUCUCUGCAGUCUGCACUUUUGUCUGGACCAUCAGCAGCCAGUGUGUCUCAUCUGCAGAGACUCAAGUAAACACACCAACCACAAAUUCAGUCCCAUCAUAAGGGAGAUGAUGAAAAAAUGUUCCUGUUUUAGUGUGACUUGUUGUAGGCUCCUAAGUGGAGCAUAAAGUAAAAAAAAAAA
Messenger RNA from Monopterus albus (swamp eel), 1002 nucleotides. Its product is annotated as SID1 transmembrane family member 2-like. Gene Ontology annotation, cellular component: lysosome; plasma membrane. The transcript has 4 exons. The record is from RefSeq and is a predicted model, not a curated record. NCBI's taxonomy places the organism in Eukaryota, Metazoa, Chordata, Actinopteri, Synbranchiformes, Synbranchidae. Bases 196 to 576 code for a protein of 126 amino acids. Gene Ontology annotation, molecular function: RNA transmembrane transporter activity; double-stranded RNA binding. Gene Ontology annotation, biological process: RNA transport.